Spirometra erinaceieuropaei is the source of this 7067-nucleotide messenger RNA. NCBI's taxonomy places the organism in Eukaryota, Metazoa, Platyhelminthes, Cestoda, Diphyllobothriidea, Diphyllobothriidae. The record is from the annotation of a GenBank genome assembly.
AUGCGCAUUCACGAGAGCGGAAAUGACCGCAACCUCGACGCACCCACCCCGCCGAGCCCCACUCCUAAUUCAUCACCUUGCGCACCCACCAACCACUCCUCAACCGACAUCGACGCCACCGACUCUACCACCCCUCACUCCUCCCCGUCCUCCUCCUCUUCCUCCUUCACUGCCACAACGAUGGCCACUCCGGCGUCUGUAGCGCACGACUUCACCACAGCCGCACCUGACACAACAACAGGCACAACCCCUGCAACCUCCAUCAUCAGAGGUGAGGGCCAGGACUACAUCUGCCCUCACUGCGAUCGCACCUGCACUUCCCUCAUCGGCCUGGUAGGUCACUUGCGAAUCCAUCGCACAGAGACUGGCGAACCAGUGCCUGGCGUACCAACCUACACCCACCGCAUUCGCCUCCACUGCCCACACCGUCCCCGCACCUUCAUGCAUCGCAUGGGUCUAUUCGGCCACAUACUUAUCCACGAGAGCGGAAUUGACCACAAUUCCGAUACACCAACCACGCCCAUCAUGCUCAGCACCACCCUCCCACCAUUCGCCUGCACCACCACCAACGCAUCCUCUGUGGCUGACACUGACACCGCCGAAUUCACAUGCCCAUACUGUCCACGCACAUUCACCUCACGUAUCGGCCUGGUCGGUCACUUGCGAAUCCAUCGCACAGAGACUGGAGAACCAGUGCCUGGAGCACCAACCUACACCCACAAAGCUCGACUCAACUGCCCACACUGUCUUCGAACUUUCAGGCAUCGCAUGGGUCUAUUCGGUCACAUGCGCAUCCACGACGACCUGCGGUAGACAACCGCCGGUUACACCACACAUUCACACACUCCAUACCCUCCUCCACCAUCACCACUACGCAUCAACACUCACCCAUCGCAUGCACCAACUGCCACCUUCCACGCAAGUGGGAAGUGUGCAUCUCGACUCGGUCCCCAUGCGGCCUCGGCCGCACGGGUGACUUGAGUCCGAGGAUAUCCCGACACGCCAGGUGUCAUGGAUAGGAAGGUUGCUGAUUGACGCCCGUUCUCGGUUCACGCAGUUCGUCACGUUGUGUGUGUGUGUUGUGUGUGGAGUGGCGGAUUGGUGGGCUGGGGACGGGCUGAAGCAGUACCUUCCACGGCCCUCUCACGCAAGUGAGAGACAAGCCGCUCAACCCCCGUUGUGUGAAAUCCUGGUGUUUGUGUGUGAAUGGGGGGCCAGGUCGUGCUGUGGCCGCGCAGGCAUGGUCAGUCGACCAUGUCAGCCACCGCGCCCAUUCCCCACUCCAGUUUGCCGACCGGCUCGGACGGCGGCUGGAGUGUGGGAAUGGGAAGGGAGAGUGAGGUCGACGACUCAGCGCACUUUCCUCACUAUAAUCAAUCUGACGCGUUUGAAACUAUCACGGUGCGCUAAAAGCCGUGGCUUGGAAGAUUGCUAACUGACGGGGUACCUUGGACCUCUUCCUUCACUGGAGGCGGUCUGAGAGUCAGGCUGCAAUGGCUCCUUUUUAAUGCGGCCUUUAUGGCAUUCCCACCGCGGCGUGGGAUCCGAGCCAGGCGUUGGCGGCACGCCCAGGUGUGGCUUCGGCCGUGCCAGCCUCCAAAUCCCUGUUGUGUUGGUUGAAAUCCUGGUUAUUGUUGUGUGGACCAGGGGGGUGUGGUGGAACGCCAAGGUGAGGAUCCGUCCGAGCCAUCCACCUGCGGCCUCCCUCGUCUCCGGUCUUCUUGACUCUGUCUUGACACCGGGCCCGGGCGGGGGAGGAGGAGAGAGUGUAGGUAGAUGCCGCGCAAGUCUACCGGCACUAUAAACCCCUGCGCAAGUCACCGUCCCUGCUCCCACCGCUGCUGCAGCUGUGGUGCACACGGUGGACAUCAUCGAAAUCGAUGGUCGAACUGUCAUUCAGUACUGGAUGAAUAAUGGUGCCUUACCACCGUUUUAUCCGUGUUAAUGAUCGGCCUGGAUUUCGCAAAACCGGAGACGAAGAAGUUUAUGCUCCGUCAUAUGUCUGCUUCCGUUGCAUCACUGAGCGCGCAAUUUUCUACGGAAAUUUCUCGGACACAUGCAUUUCUCGAGUGUUGAGGCAAUGCUGAUCGCUCGUCGCAGUAAGCGUCCAGCGGCAUGGCAGAGAACAUGAGACUGAAGAUGGUAGGAGUGAUUUGGUAGCCCUGACUCACACCAUUGGCCACCGCAAAUGUUACUCAGACUGGCCCACUUACCGUUACGUGCGUCAUCAUCCCGUCCUGAAGUUGACGGACCAUAUGUGUGAGUCGCCCAGGACAGCUGAAUUCAUCCAUGACUUUCCACAGUUCAUUGCGCUUAACCGUGUCGAAGGCUUCUGUCAGGGCGGCAAAGGUAGUGUACGGGUGAAUUCGCGUUUCUUGGCAUUCGCCCUGCAGCCGGCGAGCGGCGAGGAUCAUAUGGUGGUACCGCAGUGGCUUUCGAAAAAUCCCUCCUCCAGAAGGCCUUUGAGACGAUUGAGGAUGAAGCGUGCGAAGAUAUUUCCGACGAUUUUGAGAAGCGAAGUUCAUCCCUGAUUAACACACAAUUGAAAAGUCAAGUUGGCGAACACGCUUUUUCGGUAAUUCUUCCUCAGGCCAAUACAAUUACAUGAAGGAAUGAAAAUUUACAAAAUCAACAGUCUUUAUAGAUGCCUCAAGGGCUAUUAAGUCACUAACACUCAUCAUCCCCACGCCGCCCGCAUGAGAAGGUCGGCGGGUGUUAGUCGUCAGAGCUAGGAGAGGGGAGUAAGAGAGUCUUUGAGUGAUGUUCUUGGGUUGAGUACACGGAGUACCCAUCAUCGUGAUUAGGGAUCUGAGGCGGCAUGGCUUCAUCACUUGGGGUUGGCGUUGGCCACGGCAGCGAAAGCGCUUGUGUCAGAGUUUUCUGACAGCAUAACACCGGAUUCGCUAACCGUAUAACCACUGCCUCGGCCGUUGCUAGUAUCCGUUGGCGUAGGCCUUUAGAGAAGCAUGUUGGUGUCCGGUAGACAACCUGAAAUGCUUUCUUGGCAUCGACUCGGUGGUUCGUAUCGAUUAAAUGCGCGAGAAUAGAACUCGAAAUCGACCGGGUCUCACCCCUGUCUAACCAGGCGGGCAUAUGUUCACGCACCCUCUUUACCAGGCGUCUCGUUGUGCGGCCGAUGUAGCCUGCUCCACAGGAGCAAGUGAAUGAAUAAAUGCACAUUGAUGUGGCCUCCAACGGUUGUCUGUCUUUACCUCCCAAACGUAGGAGGGGAGAGUUUGUGAAGCAUACGCGUAAAUUCGCCGCAGGGAAUGCCUUCGUGAGAGCUGUAGUUAAGCGCCGUCGGACUAGUUCGCUCUCUGCGUCUCCUGCAAAAGGCAAUCUUAUGAAUACAUCUUUCUUUUUCGCAGUCGCAACAGAGGGCUUUUGCGCGCGUUCCCCAAUAUUUCGGAGGAUAAAUCUAUCUGGGUAUCCGUUCUCCCGAAGUGUGUUCCACAGCUGUUGAAGUUCUUCUACAAUAGCUUCUGGUGAGCAGAUGCGCCUCACUCUGGCCGCCAAUCCCUGGACUAAAUUCCGUUUGAUGUUUAAGGGAACAAAACUGUGGAAAUUAACGUAUUGUCCCGUCCAGGUUUUCUUUCGGAACACCCUGCGCUGGAUAGACUCAUCCUCUUGCCUGUGCAGAAGGACAUCGAGAAAGGCAAGUUCGUUAUCUGCCUCGGUCUCUGCAGUGAACUUUAGCGAGGGGUGCGCACUGUUGAACUUUUGGACAAGCUCCUCGGUAUCGGUGGUACAAUCCGCCAGGCAGAAGAUAUGGUCCACGUACCGACCGUAGAAGACGAGACCAUUAAUGGUCUCUUGCAAGCUUGUUUUUUUCAACUUUGCCCAUAAAAACAUUUGCAAGGAACGGUCCAAGCGGUGAUCCCAUUGCCACACCAUCUACCUGCCUGUAUAAUUGACCAUUGCACAAAAAUUGGACAUUUUGUGUGCAAAGCGUCAGUAGUUCUUUUAGCGUUUUCAUAGGCAUGUCUAUGGGGUAGUUCGUAUCACGAAUAACAUCGCAAAGAUAGUUUAUUGUUUCUGCCACGGGUACGUUGGUAAACAGCGAUGAUACAUCCAGUGAUAACAUCCUCCGUCCGCUAACGUUCAUAUUUUUGAUAGCUUCGACGAACUCAAAGGAGUCUUUUAAACUUCGAGGGUAUAGGUAACUUUGCAAUGACUUUAGUCUUUCCACUAGCCAUUUUGCAACGGUAUGAUAGGGCGAAUUCCUCAUAUCCAAGAUUGGACGUAGAGGCAGCCCUUGUAUGUGAAUUUUAGGAAGGCCGUACAUUCUUGGUAUUGUCGAGCCCACCGGUCUCAGUCGUUCAUACUCUUUGCUAGACAAAUGGCCUUCUUUGCAGAGAUCUUUGAGAAUAGUCGUCAGCUGACCCUCGACAGCCUCCGUGCGAUCCUUAUCUUUCACAGAUUUUGAGAACUUGGAACGAUCCGACAGUAUUUCCUGUAGUUUCGCCACAUAAUCCGUCCUAUCCAUCAGUACUACUCCUGACGCCCGACUUGUUGUUGUUAGUGGGGAUGCUCUUCACGUGGUUAUCGUCAAUCCACUUUUUAACAAGCACUAUAAUCUGGCCCUAAGCCGAGCUGAAUGCGUGAUGCGUCAAGCACUUGGGGUAAUGUAGAGUUUAAUCUUUCCCGCGAUAAUAUUCGAGGGCUUGACUAAACUGAAAGAACAAAACUUACAACAGUAUUGCGUUUUACGUGCUGCUUGUGUUUCUCGUCAGAAGUCUGAAUUCCAAUUCAGAAUAGUAUAACCUACUGUACGGAUAAUUAGGUAAGGGAAAAUACCGGUCACGUAAAAGUGGGGUUAAUAUCACGGAGAGGAUGGCGUCCCCCUGCGCGUUAUUUUUUUCGAGGAAGGGGCUAUCGCGUCCAGAGCCCCGUCAUAGCCCCGCCCACACGGGGCUCAGCCCUUCUGGCCCCUGGCGCUGGUGCUAGCAGGAAAGUGCCUUAGUCAUUUUGAUGUAAUAUGCGCUCUUUUUCAGCAUUUUUUCGGCAAUGCCCAUCGUGUGCGUUUUCGCAUCUGUUUUUAUAGCAUGUUUAUCGUCUGUCGUUCUGCCCUAUGUUGUUAUCAUGCACAACUGAUAGCUCAGGGCAAUUUCACAUUUGCUUGUUUAGAGUGCGUCGUUGGUCCUGAUGUCCUGGCUAAUAAAUCUUCAUUGCGGUCAUUCCUUCGUCACAUUUUUGAGGUAUAUUUUGAUCGGAGUAUUGCAAAACGCUCGGGUGCCCCAUAAGAUACUCGAGUUUCAUUGUGGCCAAAUCGCCAUGUUCACACGCUGUUAAUAUAGUGCCCGUUUGCUAUCCCGGCUCAUCUAUCCAACCUACCAUCCGGGUCAUUCCAACCGGCAACCAGUGCAGCAACAUGUUAUCGGACAAACAGAUGAAGCACAUACGCGAAGAGCAGCAGGCCAGUUUAAUGGCCUUACGCACACAAAUGCAACGGAAUUUGUGUCCGGAAUCCAGUGAGAGAUCAGAGGAAAUCUGAUUGAAUAAGGCCGGAGCGAGAGAAGGCCACCUGGAGGCAUCCUCGGUCGCGUCAGUGGCACCUGCUGGACUAUGUCCUCGUCCGGAGGCGAGAUCAGCGGGACGUGCUGGUGACGAAGGCGAUCGCGGGUGCUGACGGGUGGACCGACCAUCGCCUCGUCAUCUCGAAGAUGCGUAUUCGCCUACAGCCUCGCAGGAGGCCACAAGGUAAGCGACCCCCAGGUAAGCUGAAUGUUGCUUUGUUGUCUUUGCCUGCUCACCGUCUCCAUUUCAGCAAUGAGCUAGCUCAACGGCUAGACAACCUUCCUAUCGCUGUCGCCGCUGCCGAGAACGCCUCCGUGGAGAACCGCUGGUGUCAACUGCGAGACACGGUCCAGUCGACGGCGCUCGCCGUCCUCGGUCGCGCUCCCCGCCAACAUCAGGACUGGUUCGACGACAACGACGCCGCCAUCACAAAUCUGCUUGCUGAGAAGAACCGCCUCCAGAAAGCCUACGUAGAUCACCCCACUGAGGACAACAAAGCUGCCUUCUACCGCAGUCGCCGACAGCUUCAGCAACGACUGCGCGAGAUGCAGGACGCCUGGACUGCUCGCAAAGCUGAGGAGAUCCAAGGCUACGCGGACCGCAACGAAUGGAAGAACUUCUUCUCCGCGAUCAAAGCUGUCUACGGUCCGCCGACGAAGGGCACUGCUCCUCUCCUCAGAGCCGACGGCAGCACUCUCCUGACUGAGAAGACGCAAAUCCUACAGCGAUGGGCCGAACAUUUCCGAGGCGUCCUCAACCGCUCUUCCGUCAUCUCCGACGCCGCCAUCGCCCGCUUGCCGCAAGUGGAGACCAACGUGGACCUCGACCUCCCGCCAUCUCUCCAGGAGACCAUCAGGGCCGUGCAGCAACUCUCCAGCGGGAAAGCACCCGGAUCGGACGCAAUCCCUGCUGAGGUCUACAAGCAUGGAGGUCUCCAACUGAUGGAUCACCUGACUGCGCUCUUCCAGGAGAUGUGACGUCAAGGUGAAGUCCCGCAAGAUUUCAAGGACGCAACUAUCGUGCAUCUCUACAAGCGCAAAGGGAAUCGCCAAGUCUGCGACAACCACCGCGGCAUCUCCCUACUGAACAUCGCCGGGAAGAUCUUCGCUCGCAUCCUGCUCAACCGCCUCACCAACCAUCUGGAACAGGGCCUUCUGCCGGAAAGCCAAUGCGGCUUCCGUCGUCAUCGUGGGACCACGGAUAUGAUCUUCGCAGCCCGCCAACUUCAGGAGAAGUGCCAGGAGAUGCGGACCCACCUGUACUCUACCUUCGUGGACCUGACGAAAGCCUUCGACACGGUGAAUCGUGAAGGACUGUGGAAGAUCAUGCAGAAAUUUGGCUGUCCAGAGCAAUUUAUCCAGAUGGUUCGUCAGCUGCACAACGGUAUGAUGGCGCGAGUCACGGACAACGGAGCUGUCUCAGAGACAUUCGCAGUGACCAACGGAGUGAAGCAGGGCUGUGUGCUGGCGCCUACCCUCUUCAGUCUCAUGUUCUCUGCCAUGCUUAUGGACGCCUACCGCGACGAACGCCCUGGAAUCCGCAUCGCCUAG